CACCAGAAAUCUCGCUGCAACCAGCAAGACACACGAGCCAACGCACCAGCAUGAACUCCCGCGCCAUCAUCGCCCUGCUCGCCUGCGGCCUCCUGGCCACCACGGAGUCCACCAUCAUCUUGGCCGCGGGGACGACGGCAGCAACCGCCGCGGCCGCAGGGUUGGCCUACCUCGGCCUCGGCGCCCUGGCCGUGAUCAAAGGCGCUAUCAUCGGCAACGCCAUCGCCAGGGGCAAGAGGGACGUCACCUCGCAGGAGGAGGAUCAGGCCGUUGAGGUAGCCUUGGAUGUGGCCCAGCAGAUCGACUCAGCUGGCUGCGUGGCCAAGCUGCUGUGUGAGCUCGAAUCCUUGCCCGCAGACCAGCUGUCCCCCGCCAUGGCCGCCCUCAAGGCCGCCUUCGGCAACCCCGAGAGCGCCGAGUUCCUGAAGCUGAAGACCUCCCGCGGCGUCUACGCCUUGGCUGCCUCCGUCGGCGCCAAGGUGGCCAAGAACGACCCGAAGGCGUGCGAGCGCGUCUUCGAAACCUGUCCUCUUCCCAGAGACGAGCUCUUCUUCAUGCUGGAGACCGUCCUUGCUUGCUGAAGACUUUGGUGACAAGGGUUCUCUGCUUCCGGUGCAUCAGCAGUUGAGUUGGAGGUUAGCUGCCAGGAGCCCUGGCUGGAACCUCUCCAGACUCGCUUACUUGUGUGUUUCUGGUCGAUGCCUCCAUUCACGUUUUUAGAUGAAUUGAUUUUUUAAAGUUCUGUGUAAUUCGUAGUUUCAAAAUAUAAAUGAAUCUUCCUUGGAGAAAUAAAGGAUAAAAUUACA
Messenger RNA from Penaeus vannamei (Pacific white shrimp), 806 nucleotides. Lineage: Eukaryota; Metazoa; Arthropoda; Malacostraca; Decapoda; Penaeidae. The record is from RefSeq and is a predicted model, not a curated record.